GGGCCGAAUCCCAAACGGUCUGCUCCUGCUGCCGCCGGGGUCUGGAGCCGGGCCUGGGGGCGCGGCGCCGUCCUGCGGCCUCCCCCGCUCCCCGCCACCUCUGCGGCCUCGCUGCGCCCCGGCCGGCCGCGCUCCUCCUCUCCCCCGGCCCGCUCCGCCAUCCCGCUCCCUUCGGCCGGGCCCAUCGCGCCCCUCCGAGCCCAGCUCGGGCCCCCUCUCGGCCAGGCCCGCUGCCCCCCUCAGCCCCGCCGCUACCCGGGGCCCCCUCGGCCGAACCAUGUCGCUGCACGGGAAGCGGAAGGAGAUCUACAAAUAUGAGGCGCCCUGGACCGUGUACGCCAUGAACUGGAGCGUCCGGCCGGACAAGCGGUUCCGUCUGGCGCUGGGCAGCUUCGUGGAGGAGUAUAACAACAAGGUGCAGCUUGUUGGUUUGGAUGAAGAGAGCUCGGAAUUCAUUUGCAGGAACACCUUUGAUCACCCCUACCCUACCACAAAGCUUAUGUGGAUCCCAGACACCAAGGGAGUUUAUCCAGACCUGUUGGCAACCAGUGGUGACUAUCUGCGAGUGUGGAGAGUGGGUGAAACAGAGACCCGGCUGGAGUGUUUGCUGAACAAUAACAAGAACUCUGACUUCUGUGCUCCGCUAACAUCGUUUGACUGGAAUGAAGUGGAUCCUUACCUUCUAGGUACCUCUAGUAUUGACACAACCUGCACUAUUUGGGGUCUGGAGACAGGACAGGUUCUGGGAAGAGUAAAUCUGGUCUCUGGCCACGUGAAGACCCAGCUUAUUGCGCAUGACAAAGAGGUGUAUGACAUCGCGUUUAGCCGUGCAGGUGGUGGGAGAGAUAUGUUCGCUUCAGUUGGUGCAGAUGGCUCGGUGAGGAUGUUUGAUCUCCGUCAUCUGGAACACAGCACCAUAAUUUAUGAGGACCCACAGCACCAUCCAUUGCUGCGUCUCUGCUGGAAUAAGCAGGAUCCCAACUAUCUUGCUACAAUGGCCAUGGACGGCAUGGAGGUUGUGAUUCUAGAUGUCAGAGUUCCCUGCACUCCUGUUGCCAGGUUAAACAACCACAGAGCAUGUGUAAAUGGAAUUGCUUGGGCACCUCAUUCUUCCUGCCACAUUUGUACAGCAGCGGAUGACCAUCAGGCUCUCAUCUGGGAUAUCCAGCAAAUGCCUCGUGCCAUUGAGGACCCUAUCUUGGCCUAUACAGCAGAGGGAGAAAUCAACAAUGUACAGUGGGCAUCAACUCAGCCAGACUGGAUAGCUAUCUGCUACAACAACUGCCUGGAGAUUUUGAGAGUGUAACAUUACUGCUUCAUGCCACGUUGAGGCAGGGCUGUAUAAUUUCCCCUCCCCUCUAAAGUAAGAGCAACACAAGUCAAGUGGCCAGUAUCUGUUGUUGCUUUCCAUCUACUGUUACAAGGAACUGUUGCAAGAAUCCAUGGCAGGUGUCUCCUGUCUCUCCAAGACUAAAAUGCAGAGACACGCUGAGCCUCUUGGACCUUCUGGGUUCUGGUUUUCUUUUCUUUUUUUUUUUCCCCCCCCCCUCAGUUAAAUUUCUGUAUAUUUGUUUGUUGACUGUAUUAAUAAGCUUGCAGGCUUUUAAGUUGCUGCAUAUGUCCAUGUGUUUGUCAGCCAGCUGAGGCAGCACAUCCAACUAAUUUAAUAGAUGCAAGUGCAAAACAAGGUGGGGGAAGAGACACUGGUGUUAACAGCCGCCUUGGCAGGAGGAAUCUUUAUCAUUCCUGUUGUUGCUGCCUCUAAACUGUUUAAACAUUUGUAUGUUUUUUAUAUAUUGGGCUAACUUUCUAUUGAGUAAGGUUUUUCUCCCUGAUUCUUACUUUUGAUAUGUGAUCCACUUCCAUAUGCCCAAAGCAAGAUCUAUUCAUUGAUACAAAUCACAGUAACGCUGCAGGCUCCCUGGCAGUAAAGGUCUGCCAGAAUUAACUGUUGCCUUGGCGCUCUAUACCUGGUUGCCUGGGCAGAAUUUUCUGGUGCUGUGAAGUACAAGUACUUGUUGCACAAUUUCUUUACACUUUUCUGAUGCUAGAGGCAGUUGUUACUAUGGUAGGUCUUAUUUUUAAAUUAUAACUGAAUUUUUGUGUAUCCCACAGUUGUGAUAGCUAACAGAACGGUAAUAGGUUUCAGAAGGAAGGUACAUGCAUGACUUAAGCUCCCAGGAGGUAAACGACUCCUGAAAAAAUGUGAUUUGUAACGGACUUGGGAUUGACACUUCCAAUCAAACAAUUUCCCCUCAGAAGACUUACUAUCUUAAAUGAAAAUAAAAUGGUUUCACACUUUGUAGCUUGCUUGAUUGGCAAAUAAUAUGAGCAAGAUUUUGUGGUUAGCCUGCACCUUGGAGCUGCCUUGCGUUUGGCCUGUGUUCCUGGGAGUUCUUGAAAGGAGUGCAAAGCAAUCUUUUUUCCCGAAGUGUAUUUGCUUUGUACUGUCAGGUCUUGUUGAAUGAGCAAGAUGAGUUGGAAAAGCUGGUCCACUAUCCAAAUGAAAGCUGUUUCUCUACAAGAAAUUACUCCCUAAUGUAAUGCAGAAAGAUGGGUUUAAGAGGAAAAGAAACCAUGCCAUAGAGGCUAAGGUUUGGCACUUGUCAUCCUCGUAUCUUUUGGAGAUGUGCCCAAGGGCUUCUGUUUCUGUUUUGAAUAGUGGAUCACUCUACAGUAAUACUUUUCAAUCAAAGCUGAGUGGAUUAGGCAAGGUAAAAAUCUUUGUUGAUAACACAGCAACGCAGAUGAAUGUUCUGCAGUACUCUCCCAAUGAAAAGUAACAUGAGAAACAUAGCUGGUCUGGAAGGGUAUACCAGCUGAUGUAAAUGUCAGAAACUAUCCAAAUUGUCUUUCCAACUAAUGAGUAUUCACCUGCAACUGGAGGCAGCAUUAUAACUAGUAGGACACUGAAUCAGUGUCAGUUUAUGCAGGAAAGGCAAGUUGGGAAAAGCGAUUGCUGUGAAACAGUGAAGCUGACACUGAAAGUGCUGUCAAAUACAGAACAGAAUUUGAAAAGUUUUGUUAUUCUGGACAUACAGAAAUAUUCUUCUACAGGCUGCUUCUCAACAUGGAGCUCGGAAAAGCACUGCCUUGUGAAUUUGAUAGGAAUUCAUUAGGGACAGCUUUAUUCCAUCACCCCUUUUAAUAUCAGAGAACCAAGAGACUUCUUAACACAGUUCAAGCUCACGUUUUGUCAAUGACAUUCUGUGUUCAGUUGUGGGAUCUUUGACAAAGCUUGAUUUGACUUGGAGGUCAUUCUUUCUUCUUAGUGGCAGAGCUGAGAGUAGUGUGUUCCACAGACAGAUUUGGUCUAGGUGUCCGAACAGUGUUAGCCAAACAAUUAAGUUAUCACUUUUUACAACAGCACUUCAUCUUAAACUGGAAAAUACUGACGCAGAAUGAAGUGAAAAUUAGGAUUUUCUUGGCAGAAGCAUAUAAUGGCAUUCACAGCUUUCGAUACUCAUAUAAAAUACGUGCACAGGCUUGUCGUGUACUGUUUAAUUACAAAUGGUAGGCAUAAUAUGCUGUGUUACUAAGAGGGAACUACCUGUAAUAUUAGUACUUUCUGUAGUCCCCUUCAUGCUUCAAAGUCUCAUUCUUGUAUAGAUGGUAGGAGGAAAAGGUGAAUGCAUCUGUUGCUUAGCUUAAAAAUGCAUCUUUUGCAACGGUAGAAUUGUGCUUUAAAAAAGACAUAAGAUAAUUUAGUUGAAAAUGAAGUCACUAAAAGACUCCAUAGGCAAAUGCAGUUUAUUCCUAGAGGAAUACAAUCUGUUACACUAAGAAGAUGAGGAGAGAGCAUGUAUAAAGGAGCCGAUAGUCUGGAUAGCCAGGCAGCUUUUGCUACUCUUGGAAAACAGUCCUGUUACAAACCUGAAGAGAAUCCGGUGUCGGUCCUUCCAUCCAUAAAACUGCUUCAAGUUCACUUGUGGAGUUGGGUGCUCAUUCCAAACUCAUCAAAGGCAAGUGAAAGAAUCUUGUAGGCUCCAGUGGAUUCUAAAUAAAGCCUGUAUCUGUUUGUUUAGCCAGUUGGGGUACAUUCUGGAUCUACAGCAUAUUGCUUUGGGCAUAAUCCAUUGUCAUUCUUUAUAUGAAAUUACAUUUGAAAUCACCAGAGGCUGUUUUGGAAGAGGGAAAUGUUACUUAAAAUAGCUUCUUUUCAAAGAAGUCACUUGAAAGGUUAAUGACUGAAAAGACAUGAAAAUCCUCAUGGGUGAGAUGUUCUGUAGUGCAAAUGGCACUUCCAUAUAGAGACGGAAGUGAGAGACUUUGGUGCACUUUUGCCAGCACCUGCUGACACAGUGGCAGGGAGCUAACUGUCUACUUGCUGGUUCAAGUUUAUUUGCAAGAUAAAACAAAAUCCUGAGACUUGUCACUGUAGCCUGUGAAUCAGAAGAUAGAGUUUUUAUCUCAUUUCACCCACUUAACAUUCAGUUAUGUUGGGUGUAAAGCCCCCAUAAGCAUUAUUUUUUUCUGAAGUUUAUGAAAACAAAUACUUUGAUAUUUGAUCUCAAUUAUUUUGUGCUUACUGCACAAGCAGAGGAUGUGGGGCAACUGCUUUCAAAUACCUCCUAUCCCUCGAGUAUAAAGUAACGUUAUGGGAAAAGUCUGAGCAUCAGUGAGGUUAGCAAAGCAGAAAAUCACAUGCUAUUGUUGGUACAGGCAAGACUGAUUCUGGGACAGAAAUAUUUUUCUCUGGCUUAAGUAGUUCUGUAUCACUUCUUCAGUCGAUGAAUUCAAGAUACUAAGCUAUUGUUUGGUUGUUAUUUUCUGUUUAAACCAAGCUUUCUGUAGAUUCCUACUAUUAUGUGGACAGCCCUGUUGCUAGUAUCUUGGCUCUCAACCAUGAGAUCUUGAUCAUGUAAAGCUUGUUAGUGAGGUGAAAACCUACAGAAUGCAAGUUGGGUGUCAAAUCAGUGUGUAGUAUGCCAAGUCUGUUAAUUGUCUAAAUGAAAUGGGCUGUGGUAGGUUGCAUCUAUGGGAAUUGUACUUCUGUGUGCAGGGAUUUAAAAGGCAAGGAUUUGAGUGCUUUGACAAUCUUUUUAGAAAAACACAGUGGUUUCAAAGAAUGAUAUGAAAGGAGACUGAUAAUACAGGUUGUUCCUUAUGGAACCUUGAAAUGUACUUAAAGGGGGAGGCAUUGCCUCUCAUAAGUCGAAGUUAAUGAUCCUUUCAAAACUUUGCUGUAAUUACUCUCCUGAAUGUUCUGGAUAAUAGUAAAAAGAUAUUUUUGCCUGGUGUUGCAAUGAGAAAGCUGCAUCAGGCUUGACUGUAGAUCACUGCCUGCCAGAGACUAGGUGAGGGGAGGAGUCUGAUAUAUUGGAAUUCACAGAUGCUUUUGUGCUUGUUUUAAAUGUAAAUGAAGAAAGCUGAGUGUGUCUGUUUUGUUCUCUUGCAGAUGGCACUUUAACAAGUACAUUUUUGGUAAGACUAGGGGGAGAGUCAUCUUUUCCUCAGCCCUUUUAUGGUAGGCAUUUGUCUGUGUUUUGUAUAAAAUGUUAAAUACAGCGGUCACUGAAAUCCUGAACUGGCUACGGUUGUCAGUUGGCACCCUCAUCUGUUUCUACUGAACACCAAAAACGUGAGCACUUGACAAUACUGUUAAUGUUAAACUGAAGUUCUGUAUUCUGAGACUGAUGCAAUCUUGCAAGGCCAACCCGAAUAACAUAGUGCUGCUUGUCAGCCAGAGUCUCCUUUUUGCUUCGCUUAGGAACUCGACGGUGUUUGGGAAUCCUCUUUUCUACCAUCUGAACACAAUGGCAGUAGCAGCAGGUUGGUUGUGUAAAGACGUAGCUGGAUUCUUUGGAUAACUUAUUUUUGUGAUAGAAAAAACCACAGCUGCUAUCUGUAAAUUCACACAACCUAAAUUCAUGAACUUGUCAGUUCCUUAGUUAGAUAGCGGUGGUUUAACUCUUUCAGGACAUAC
Egretta garzetta (little egret) is the source of this 5926-nucleotide messenger RNA. It is a transcript of the gene DCAF7, whose product is annotated as DDB1 and CUL4 associated factor 7. Lineage: Eukaryota; Metazoa; Chordata; Aves; Pelecaniformes; Ardeidae. The record is from RefSeq and is a predicted model, not a curated record. Gene Ontology annotation, cellular component: nucleus. The coding region runs from base 278 to 1306 and encodes 342 amino acids. Gene Ontology annotation, molecular function: protein binding. The transcript is spliced from 7 exons.